Messenger RNA from Cuscuta europaea, 1791 nucleotides. The record is from the annotation of a GenBank genome assembly. NCBI's taxonomy places the organism in Eukaryota, Viridiplantae, Streptophyta, Magnoliopsida, Solanales, Convolvulaceae.
UGAAUGGCCACAUUGCACGAGAAUUGACCCAGGGCUUCAAUGAAUUCUUUUUUGUUGUCUGAUCUAAUCAGAAGUAUUGUUUGUCAGAAUUCCCUACAAAAACCACGACUUUAUCCCCAAAUAGUUUAUCACAAUUCGUAAUCUCUCUCAAGGUCGUCUCGGCAUUCUCCACAGUUAUCCGACUUGCCAUCAUCUAGCCUCAUCUCAUACAAUCAAUUUGCAAUAACAUAUUAUGAGGAUGAUUACCAUUACACAAAUGUGUGAUAGGUGUUAGGGACAACGGCGAAUACAAAGGGGGCAAUGGGGGCCGCCGCCUCACCCCAAUUUCUUUUCAAACACGUCUGGAUCCUUAUCUCUCUAAGUGCUGCCUGCUAUUGUGAUCUAGUUGUAGAAAAUACUUUAUUGUAGACUGGAGCUGGAAAAGAAAAGGAUAAUAUAUGGAGGUAGACGCAGGAAGAGGUAUGGGAUGCCAGAAGAUUAUGGAUGGGAAGGAGGAGAGUAACUGCAUUGGUUUAGACAUGGCUAUUCUCCCUUCUUGUUGCUUGAAAGCUAGGGCCUGUGAUGCAGAGCCUGAAGCCAAAGCCCAUUCAACCGUUUGUUCUGGAUGGUUCUCUGAACGUCACUCACCCACUGGUGAAGAUGGAAAGGUAUUGUAUUAUAACAAUCCGAUGUGGCCAGGGGAAGUACAUUCUAUCAAAGUUGAGAAGAUUUUAUUCAAGGAAAGAUCAGAAUACCAGGAGGUUCUUGUGUUUGAGUCUUCUUUAUACGGGAAAGUCCUUGUGCUGGAUGGCAUUGUUCAGCUGACUGACAAAGAUGAAUGUGCAUAUCAAGAAAUGAUAGCUCAUCUCCCCCUCUGUUCAAUUAAAUCCCCCAAAAAUGUUCUUGUUGUUGGCGGUGGUGAUGGGGGAGUACUUAGAGAAAUUUCUCGUCAUUGCUCUGUGGAGCAUAUUGACAUUUGUGAGAUAGAUAAAAUGGUUAUAGAUGUUAGCAAAAAAUUCUUUCCAGAGUUAGCUAUUGGCUUUGAGGACCCCAGAGUCAAACUUCAUGUUGGUGAUGCUGUGGAAUUUUUAAGGCAAACCCCUGAAGGCAAGUAUGAUGCAAUUAUAGUUGAUUCAUCAGACCCUGUUGGUCCUGCCCAAGAACUGGUAGAAAAACCAUUCUUUGAGACAUUAGCCCGAGCAUUAAGACCAGGCGGUGUGCUUUGCAAUAUGGCUGAGAGUAUGUGGCUUCACACACAUUUGAUUCAGGAUAUGCUUUCUAUUUGCCUUCAAACAUUCAAGGGUUCUGUUCACUAUGCAUGGACUAGUGUCCCUACAUAUCCAAGUGGUGUUAUUGGGUUUGUGUUAUGCUCAACCGAAGGGCCGCCUGUUGACUUUUUGAAUCCGAUCAAUCCCAUUGAAAAGCUUGAGGGAGCGCUCCAAUAUCGUCGGGAACUAAGGUUUUACAACUCUGAGGUUCACAAAGCUGCAUUUGCAUUGCCGUCUUUCAUAAAGCGGGAGGUGAGCUGUCUGCGAGAUGUCCGACCUACAAAUGGUGUAAACUCAGUAGUUUGAUUUUUGCCGACUAUUUAUUUCCAUGAAUAUUUGGAACUUAUUUGUGAAGACUUGCGAACUAUCACACUUGAAAAAUAAGCAUUUCUAGCAUACAUGAUAUGCUGCAAUUACGCUCCACAUUAAGGAUUUUAUUUAUUUGGAUUAUGUUGGAAGAAAACUAUCGAUAACUUUGUCAUGAGCAAUAGAUUGGCAACAGACCCAAGACCGGGCCGGAACUGGCCUGUUUUUUUAACCAGAA